This is a messenger RNA of Parastagonospora nodorum SN15, 670 nucleotides long. RefSeq lists its product as hypothetical. The record is from RefSeq and is a predicted model, not a curated record. Bases 32 to 274 code for a protein of 80 amino acids. NCBI's taxonomy places the organism in Eukaryota, Fungi, Ascomycota, Dothideomycetes, Pleosporales, Phaeosphaeriaceae. The transcript has 2 exons.
ACCGCGACACGAGUCUGACCUCACCACCAACAUGUCCAAAGAACAGAACGGAGACACAAAUGGCGCGCGUCCGGAGGCUGACUUCGCCGAGGCAAUGAAGGAGCUCCAACGCGGCGAACGGACUGCGGCUGCUUUGGAGGGUCACCUCGACUCGCUCGAGAAGAAGAUUGAAGAACUCCUGGCGCAAGCCGAGAAGGCCGAUCAAGAGCUGAAGACAGACCCUAAAGAUGCCAGCGACAAGCCUACGGACGAUACCAGCAAGAGCACGUCGUGAUGUGGAGUGGUUCACCGGUGCGGACUCGCGGUCCCAGUCGCCCGGUCCAUGGAAUACUCGCGAUAUAAUAGGCAGCUUAAGAAGCUGUAUCAUAGAUCUCUAUUCGUAAAGAUCGUCUACGAUCGGAAGCGCAAUCUCACGAGUACAACGAACGUCAUGAUCGCACAGGAUAAGAAACGGACAGUGGUGUAGAGGUGUGCUAGCAACGGGCUCAUAUGAAAGCCAAUACAAGAUGCUCUCAUUUGGUCUGCUAUGGCAGGCCUGCGUAUUGCUGUGGCGUGCAUUGGAGUAUACCACGAAACUGCUGAGACUUUUGGGUAUACGGAUCACAAUCCACCGAUAGUCGAUGGCUUUAUACCGGAGCCGUCCUUCUUAAACACCUCUUCCAGAUGGAAC